This is a messenger RNA of Acipenser ruthenus (sterlet), 1878 nucleotides long. Its product is annotated as guanylyl cyclase-activating protein 1-like. The transcript is spliced from 4 exons. The record is from RefSeq and is a predicted model, not a curated record. Bases 100 to 663 code for a protein of 187 amino acids. Lineage: Eukaryota; Metazoa; Chordata; Actinopteri; Acipenseriformes; Acipenseridae. Gene Ontology annotation, molecular function: calcium ion binding; calcium sensitive guanylate cyclase activator activity.
UGUUAAGUUAUAGUCUAAUGGGUCCAGAGCAGCUCUCAGGAGGAAGCGGUCCACAUCUGAUUCUUCAGUGAGAAGUUGAGUCAGGAAGCUAAGUGAGCAAUGGGUGCUGAUAAUUCUACAACUGAAGAUAUGAUGGCCGUGGAUAUCCACUACUGGUAUAAUAAGUUUAUGCGCGACUCUCCAUCUGGUCUUAUAACCUUGUAUGAACUUAAAGCAAUCCUCGGUCUUCAGGGACUGAAUGAAGAAGCAAAUGGAUAUAUUGAACAAGUAUUUGCAACGUUUGACAUGAAUAAGGAUGGGUACAUAGACUUUAUGGAAUACGUUGCUGCACUAAGCUUGAUCUUAAAAGGAAAAAUUGACCAGAAGUUGAAGUGGUACUUCAAAUUAUAUGAUGCUGAUGGAAAUGGAAAGAUUGACAGAGAAGAAUUGCUUAGCAUAUUUAAGGCAGUACAAGCAAUCAAUAAGCAUACUGACAUGUCACCAGAAGAGAUCACAGCCUUGGUAUUUGAUAUGAUAGACAAAAAUGGAGAUGGUGAAUUGACAUUAGAAGAGUUCAUCAGUGGAACGCAAGAACACCAGAUGAUCAUGGACAUAAUCAAAAAGACCCUCGACCUUUCAAAUGUCCUGAAAGUCAUCAAAAGCGGCAGAAGGAACAGUGUUUAAUGAACACUCUUUGCAGACCAGGUUACAGGACCGGGCUGAAGAGCUAGGAAAGCUCCAUUACUUUGUUUGGGAUUUGGGGAUUGUUAAACACUGUAGGGGAAGAAACCUCUCUAAGCUUGCACUGUUUUCCUAUAUUGAUUAUGACUAAAUAAAUAUACAGGAAAGCUACUGAAGAAAGAACUAGAACAUGGAAAUAUUCUGUACUCUUCUGAUGCCACAUGAUAAAUGGUGUGGUGUCUGGAAUAAAAACAAACCAGGUUUCCAGUGGUUUCUAAUGCAAGCUAAUGACUGGUGGCUUCUGCAAAAUUUCAGAAGCUACUUUCAUUUACAAAUAUAAAUGUUAAUCUUGGGUCAUAUUGUUUGUCACAGCAGCUUAUAAAAAUCAAUAAUCUUUUAUGUUUUUAGGAAUAUUACAUUUGCAAUUUUCUAGGUAUUCUUACUUUGAAGACACACAUCACAUCGACAUUGCAUCUAUAUUUAAUUCUCUGUCCACAGUCCAAAAUGGACUAUUAUUCAUGAGUGCUGGCUUACACCGGUUUUAGCUUUUAAAAGUGUGCAAAUCUAAUUAAGUUUAUUAUUGUAACAGAAUUGUACAGCAAAUUUUACUAGAGAAAAAUAAUUUGCUUCACUAACCGACUCCAUUAGAAAGUGGUUUCAACUACAGUACACAGUGGCUUAUUACUACAUUAUUAUUAGUCAAUUGUCAAAACACUGGCUAAAAAAUGCCCUUGCCUGCCUGGAACCUCAUAAUACUGUAUCUGUAUUAUCACUGUGCACUACAACGAGAACAAUGGAAAAUGUAUUUUUAAGGAACUAUGCAAGAGCCCUAGGUUUAUUUCAAGCAAGUCUGGCUGAGAUAUUUCAUUUUAUGUUUGAGUGGCUGCAUGAACUAAUACAAAUAAACAAAUCAUUUGAAAAAUGAGUGAGAAAAAGAGUUGCAUGGCUUUCAUGGUCAAGAAGACACAGAUGCAGAAGUAGAACGGUGCAAUGUGAUGGUGGCAAUUCUGUGAAACUACUGCAGAAAAACAUUAUUAUGUCUUGUUGUGUUCCUCCCACUUGCCCUUCAAAAGGGAAACACAGAUCCGCCACCAAGUACAACAAUACAAUUACAAUCCAUUUCAAUGGAAGUUGUUUGUAUAAAAAGGCCCUUAACAUGCAAUAGUCAUUAUUGAACUGUGCUGGUCACAGUCCAAAUAUCAAUGUUUAAAAUGUAAA